AUGAUUCGAAAUAAAUGGACGUUGAAUGACUAUAUAACUUAUCUUCUUUUAACACUUGUUUUUCUUUCAUCAUGGACAGAUAUUAACGGAAUAUUUGCUGAAUUACCACAAAUUGUUUUAACACAACCAGAACAUUGGAAACUUGGUGCAUAUCUUGCACUUAUUACAAAUUUUGGUAAUAUAGCACCUGCUUCACUUGUUCUUAUUAAAUGUUUAUAUAAAAAACAUACAUUUAAUCCUAUACCAAUUAAUUAUAUUAUUAUUAUUAUUGGUAUGUUAUCAUGUUUAUUACUGGUAUUUUUUUGGCAAUAUACAACAAUUAUACGAAAUCAAAAAUAUAGUACAGCACUUCUUAUACUUGCUUUUUUUCUAUCUUUACUUGAUUGUACAUCAUCCGUUUCAUUUGCUGAAUAUAUACAAAAAUUUCGAAAAGAAUUUAUAAGUGCUCUAUUUCUUGGUGAAAGUCUUACAUCAAUUAUACCAAGUUUACUUGCUAUUGUACAAGGCAAUGGUCAACUUCAUUGUAUUCCUUCGAUUAAUGGAACUAAUAUUACAGGAAUCGUUUAUAAAACAGCACGAUUUUCAGUUUCUAUUUAUUUUUUAUGUUUAUUUUUUCUUUUAACAAUUUCCUUAAUUUCAUUUGUAUUAUUACAAUGGACACAAGCUGCUCGAACAACACGUCAAAAUGUAUCUAAAAUGUCUUUCAAAUUAACUGAAAAUGAUAUUGAAACUAUAAAUACUCUUAUUGAACAAAAAACAAUUUCAUCUGAAACGUUUCAUUUAACUAAAACAUCUUAUCUUAUUCUUCUAUUUGGAUGUGCCUAUACAAGUUCAAUUCUGUUUGGAAUACUUCUUUCAAUUUCAACUUAUGUUUUAAUGCCAUAUGGACAUCAAAUUUUUUAUUUUGGUACAAUUCUAUCACCAUGGAUGUUAACACUUACUUGGAUAUUUGGUAUAAUAAAACCUGUUAUAUCUAAACGUUAUAUAUUUAUUUUAAUUCUAUGUGGAUCAAUAACAUUUUUAUUUGAUAUGUUUGUUUCAUUUAAAAGUCCAUGUCCACCAUUUGUUAAUACAAUAAAAGGUGAUAUUCUAAUAUUAACUAUUUGGCUUAGUACUUAUGUACUUCUAGGAUAUCCUCGUUUGAUUAUUGCAAAUUAUGUUCGAAAUUAUUCUUCAAAUGGAAUGUUUUGGUAUGGUGUUAAUGUACAAUUAGGUGCAUUAAUUGGAUCUAUUAUUAUUUAUCAUUUAAUUGAAACAUUUUCUUUAUUAUAUCAAACAAUACCUUGUGAACAAAUCAUUUGUUAA
Rotaria sordida is the source of this 1305-nucleotide messenger RNA. NCBI's taxonomy places the organism in Eukaryota, Metazoa, Rotifera, Eurotatoria, Philodinida, Philodinidae. The record is from the annotation of a GenBank genome assembly.